Messenger RNA from Notolabrus celidotus (New Zealand spotty), 3023 nucleotides. RefSeq names its product nucleosome assembly protein 1-like 1 (gene nap1l1). Gene Ontology annotation, molecular function: histone binding; chromatin binding. Gene Ontology annotation, cellular component: chromatin; nucleus. The transcript has 15 exons. Gene Ontology annotation, biological process: nucleosome assembly. The record is from RefSeq and is a predicted model, not a curated record. The coding region runs from base 16 to 1365 and encodes 449 amino acids. NCBI's taxonomy places the organism in Eukaryota, Metazoa, Chordata, Actinopteri, Labriformes, Labridae.
ACGUGAUGACGUCGGAUGUAUAUGAGCGCAGGCGGCGGGAUCUCUCUCCCCUUUUACCGCCAUCGGAGCGGACUCUCUUUCUUCCCCGGGACCUCUUCACUGCGCAGCGCCGCCACACCAGCCCAGCCUCCGGACACACAGCGAAGCAUCACUCGAGACUCAGCUAAGAUGGCAGACAUCGACAACAAAGACCAGGCUGAGAUGGACCCAGCAGAUAUGGAGGACGUGGAGGAAGUGGAAGAGGAGGAGACGGGGGAAGACGAAAACAGCAAAGCUCGUCAGCUGACCGUGCAGAUGAUGCAGAAUCCACAGAUCCUGGCAGCGCUGCAGGAGAGGCUGGAUGGUCUGAACGGCUCACCGUCGGGGUACAUGGAGAGUUUACCAAAGGUUGUGAAGAGACGUGUGAAUGCCCUCAAGAACCUGCAGGUCAAAUGUGCCCACAUCGAGGCCAAGUUCUACGAAGAAGUACACGAGCUGGAGAGAAAGUACGCUGCCCUCUACCAGCCCCUCUUCGACAAAAGAAGCGACAUAGUGAAAGCAGCAUACGAGCCCACAGACGAGGAGUGUGAAUGGAAGGCAGAUGAAGAGGAAGAGCUGACAGUAAGUAAGCAGGAUGAGAUGAAGGAGAAGGCCAAGCUAGAGGAGGAGAAGAAAGACGAGGAGAAGGAAGAUCCCAAAGGCAUCCCAGAGUUCUGGUUAACAGUGUUCAAGAACGUGGAUCUGCUCAGUGACAUGCUGCAGGAACACGAUGAACCAAUCCUUAAACAUUUACAAGAUAUUAAAGUAAAGUUCUCAGACCCAGGACAGCCCAUGAGCUUCACGUUAGAGUUCCACUUCGAGCCCAACGACUUCUUCACAAACACAGUGUUGACGAAAACCUACAAGAUGAGGUCAGAGCCGGACGAGAGCGACCCCUUCUCCUUCGAUGGACCAGAGAUCAUGUCCUGCGCAGGUUGCACGAUCGACUGGACGAAGGGCAAGAACGUCACGUUGAAAACAAUCAAGAAGAAACAGAAGCACAAGGGCCGCGGCACAGUGAGGACGGUCACCAAAACAGUCCCCAACGACUCCUUCUUCAACUUCUUCACCCCACCAGAGGUUCCAGAAAACGGAGAGUUGGAUGAAGACUCGGAGGCGGUCCUGGCUGCAGACUUUGAAAUCGGCCACUUCAUCCGUGAGCGGAUCGUUCCUCGAGCUGUGCUCUACUUCACAGGAGAGGCCAUCGAGGACGAUGACGAUGAUUACGAUGAAGAGGGAGAGGAGGCAGAUGAUGAGGAAGGUGAGGAGGAGGCUGAUGAGGAGAACGACCCUGACUACGAUCCCAAGAAGGAUGCAGCCCCCCCAGCUGAGUGUAAGCAGCAGUGAAGCCCGGCCCGGCUGCCUUGAGGAUCAACUGCACUGUAACAGCUUCAAAAAUUACAACAAAAAAACAGAUUAAAAAAAUAGUUACUUACCGCCUUAUAAUGUUUUGUAUUUUUCUUGGUAGAGAAUUUGAAGAAAAAAAAAGUUUCAAGAUUUUUGUUACAAAAACUCAUGGUAAUAUACUGAGAGCUGUGUCGCUCGCUAUACAUAGUAUUUUACUAGACCUGUUUUUCCUUCUCUUCCUCCUUCUCUGUACAAUAACUAGAUAGAAUACAGGAAAAAAAAACUCCCUCAAACAGCAUGAACUUGUUUCUUCACUGCUAAAAAAAUAGUUUGGGUUCUUGUGAAGUCUUUUGUUGUAUUUGCUCUUAGACAACAGCUGUGGUUUAGACUGCAUCGUGUCAAUUCAUAAUAAUCCCUCCCUCCUCCUCUCCCUCUUUGUCCUCCUACCAAAGCUCCGGGUUGAUCUGUUCUGGUUGUGUUUUAACUCUUAGCGGGGCCUUUAAGCACUUGUGAAAGCACUGUAGCAUUUCCAGGUCGAGUGACGGAGGAGAGACAGACGGGUGACCUGCCGCCAGUCGUCUAUUCCACUAUCUAAUCUUGCUGAGCAUGGGAUCUGGAGUUGGUGUUUUUGGCCACUUCCUGCAGCACUUGUGCUCAAAUACUUUCCGCUCUUGAUACAUUCCAGUAAGCAGACUGGCUGGCUCUGUUGUUAUGGAUCCACUUCUCUAUAACUGGACGUUUAAAUUGACAGUCAAAGGAUUUUAACGCUCCCGGGGCUUUGGCACAGCCUGGUCGAGUCUCUUUAACAUUCCGAAAAAAGCAGGUCGACAAAACGGUAACUUAGUGCUUCAGGCUCCUCGUAGGCUCGCAGUGGCAUUGCUGUCGUCUUUUAUAGCACCUUGUACUAGCGCGUGGUGUACCAGUGGCGUCCUGUCAUCGGUUGGCUGUCUGAGUAUUCCUUGUGAGCAGCACUUUUGUUUCACGCCCCCUUGUGUAAGGGGGGGGGGCGGGGCUGUAACUGCGCUCUGUGGAGAGGUCAACUUGUGCUCCCUGGUUUUUGAAGCAGCGGACGCACACUUGGCCUGUUCAGAGAGGCUUCAGAGGGCAGAUGUAGCACAGCAGAGACGAGGAAAAACAGAACCCCCCGUAUUAUCAGUUUACCUCUCAUGUCGUCAGUGUGACUCACAUGGACCCCCGACGGUCUCACUCAUUAUUAAUCACUGUGAAAGAAAGAGAGGGGGUGUGUGAUAAGGCCAUCAUGUUGGCCAAUGACCCACCACCCUUCCUAAACCCAAAACCCCUCUUCCUCUGUUACCCAGAAGGCCACAGAGAAGCAUGUCAGAGCAAUACUUAACGCCAGGAGGGGGACCGAGAAGAAACCGUAGCCUGCCCUCCUCCCUCCCUGUCCAUCCUUCAAUGCCUUUUUGUUUUAAGUCUUGAACACAGCCACGUGUUGGUUGUCCACAGUGGAGAGCAGGGUACUUCUCAUUCUGCAGGGAGUAUUCACAUCAUGUUCAUUGGAGAAAAAAAAAAAGGACGAGAGGGUUUCUGUCGGGUCCUUCUGAGCAGCUGUUGUCAAGGCAAAAUGCUAUGCUACAAAAAUACUAAUGUACUCAAUAACUGUACGUGUAUGUUCAUGAAUAAAUUGGUUAAACAUG